Messenger RNA from Xenopus tropicalis (tropical clawed frog), 1210 nucleotides. RefSeq names its product ganglioside induced differentiation associated protein 1-like 1 (gene gdap1l1). The record is from RefSeq and is marked provisional. Lineage: Eukaryota; Metazoa; Chordata; Amphibia; Anura; Pipidae.
CUCUUCUCUUGCAUCCUCAGCUGUCAUGGCGACUCCUAACAGUGUGACUCCCACCAACUGCAGCUGGUGGCCCAUUUCGGCUCAUGAGAAUGAUGCCGGCAAUUCCAAAGAGCUUGAAGAUAACCCGGAGUCUUUCAGCCCCAAAUCCAAGGACACUCUUGUUUUGUAUCACUGGACACAGUCGUUUAGCUCUCAAAAGAUACGACUGGUGAUAGCCGAGAAGGGAUUCCCGUGUGAUGAGCGGGAUGUCAGCUUGCCACUCACAGAGCACAAAGAGCCUUGGUUCAUGCGCCUCAACCUCGGAGAAGAAGUGCCUGUGGUCAUCCAUGGGGACAACAUUAUUAGUGACUAUAACCAAAUCAUUGAUUACAUUGAAAACAAUUUUGUGGGAGAACUUAUCCCUAAAUUGAUACCAGAAACUGAGACCAUUUUCCACUCUAGAGUCCUCCAAUACAGAGAAAUCUUGGACAAGCUGCCAAUGGAUGCCUACACACACGGAUGCAUCCUCCACCCGGAGCUCACUACGGAUUCCAUGAUCCCAAAGUACGCCACCGCUGAGAUCCGCCGACAUUUGGCCAACGCCAGCACAGAACUGACAAAACUUGAUCACGAGGAGCCUCAACUUAUGGAGCCAUAUCUCUCCAAACAGAAGAAGCUCAUGGCUAAGAUAUUGGAACAUGAUAAUGUGAACUACUUGACCAAGAUUCUAAUACAGCUAUCAAUGGUUCUAGACCAAAUUGAAGCAGAGCUGGAAAAAAGAAAACUUGAAUAUGAAGGUCAGAAAUGUGAACUUUGGCUUUGCGGCCACAUCUUUACCUUAGCUGAUGUUCUGCUGGGAGCCACACUACAUCGGCUCAAGUUCCUAGGACUUUCCAAAAAAUACUGGGAAGACGGAAGCCGACCGAACCUCCAGUUGUUCUUCGACAGAAUACAGAAGCGAUACGCAUUCCGCAAAGUACUGGGAGACAUCCACACGACCCUGCUGUCAGCCGUCUUGCCCAACGCCUUCCGACUAGUCAAACGGAAACCACCGUCUUUCUUCGGGGCCUCAUUCCUUAUGGGGUCACUGGGAGGAAUGGGAUAUUUUGCUUACUGGUACUUAAAGAAAAAAUACAUGUAACGACUUACCAUUGGUGUUAGUUUGACGUCUCUGUGCUAUAUGUGGUAUUAUCGAGCCUAGUAACAGUAUAAGAAAUCUCAAAAAAAAAAA